AUGCUGGCCAAAAAGAAGGCCGAGAGGAGGCAUGCCAUCGCCGUGAUUGCCUCGGCAGAGCGACAGAGGAAGGUGAGGCGGAUGCGUCCUGACGCGAAAGACGAAAAGGACGACGAAAAGGAGAAGAUGGGGAAAGUUGUUGGGAAACGCCAUCGGACCAGCGAAGAGGAGGAUCACACGGUGGACCCGAUGGCGGUUUCGGCCGAGAACCCUGCAGAUGUGCUUCGAGCCAUCGGAGACCACGUCAACACACGGCUUCAAAAACUUGAGUUUGACGACGACUUGGAUGCGGACUUGUUCGACGAGCAGCAGCGUCAGCUGCGGGAGGAAGCGGCAAUUGCGGCAGGCACAAAGUCGCGUGUGUUGUCCACCGCCAUUUCGGGUUUUUUUCGACAGCAAGAAGAACAAAAUAAAAGUGUCAAGAUGUUGCGCGUGGGGCACAACAGUAAUGCGUUAACGGCAGUAUGUGGUCUUGGGUCCGAAUUGGUGGUCUUUGGGGAUAAGUCGGGAUCUGUGUACAUGGCGGAGCUGCGCGGCAGUCCGUCCCCGCCACUUUCUUCUAAUUCUUCGCAGAAGACCCUUCUUAGACCUUGUUUACCCGCAGCGGUACUUUCCAUAGCCGUUUCUGACACGAGUGGUCUACGCCCCUCACAACGCGCCCUGUUUGAGCGUAGCACCGUCGAUACAAGCGUCACAUCUUACAUUGCGGCUGGAGGAGCUGAUGGUACAAUAAGCAUAUGGGUAACAAGAACCCGAAAGCAUAUGGGGUUUUUAUCCAUGCAUCGUUCUGCAGUGACUGGAUUGGCGUUUCGUCACGACACAUUAUAUAGCUGCAGUAGCGACGAGACAUUGCGAGUGUGGUCUGUGCCGCAGAUGAUUUGUCAAGACAAACUUUUUGGUCAUCAGGGACGUGUUCUUGGCAUACAUUGUCUCAAGCGGGAACGCUGCGCAACUGUUGGAGAGGAUGGAACAAUGCGUUUCUGGAAGGUGGACGCAGCGACACAACAGGAGUUUACCACAUACUCUUAUUUUGGUGUGAAGGUUGUGCUUGAAUGUGUCACAAUGGUCAACGAAAAUGUUGUAUUGUGUGGUGCCUCCAACGGUGCGCUUCUCUUAUAUGACCUCAACAAACGGAAGCCGCUUGCAGUGCAGGAGGCGGCACACGGUUACGGAUUUGUGGGUGACGGCACGGGUCUGGAGAAGGUGAUAUUGGCGGCACAACUGGAGAAGGCCAGCAGUAACGGUGAAGAGCAACGGGAAGAAUGUCGGCGGAACGCGAACCCCAUCACAGCGGUGGCGUCCAUACCGUACAGUGACGUGGCAGCCAGCGCAAGUUAUGACGGCAAUGUGCGGCUCUGGCGCAUUGCCACUCCAGAGACGGGCAAGAAGAGUGGCCCAACAGUUGAUCAGGCUCAGACAGGCGCACUGGCCAAAACGACAUUUGAGUGUUUGGCGUCCGUACCCAUUAGCGCCAUUGUGAAUUCCUUGUAUUUCACCUCUAGUGGCGAUGCACUUUUUCUCGGGUGCGGUAAAGAACCCAGACUUGGUCGCUGGGUUGUGCAACGAGGCGCUCUCAACGCUGCAUAUGUUGUGCCUCUUGAUGAUGCCAGGCUACGCGCGUUCACGGCCUGUGCGGAUGUGGAACACAUCCCUGCGAUGUUGUACGGCUUUGACGAUGAAGAAGAUGACAAUCACAGGGAAGAGAAAGACGACGGGAGAGAAAAUGAUGUGCCAGGGAGUAUCGACCUCACCGAAAGGAACGGUGCUCUUCAGGCUAAUGAGGGCAGUGAUAAUGACAGCGAUGUCGGGAGCGGCCUGUUUACGCUUGGCGAGGACGGACAGAUGCAAUUUCUUGUGCCACCGGAGGCUGAUGCCACAGACGAGACGGCGGUGGUGAAGAAAAAGAAGAAAGCCAUGAAAGCCAAGAGGGAAAAGAACGUGUCGUCACGUGGUGCGGGUGGCAACAACGAGAAAAAGUUUGGUCGAAUCAAAAGGUCGGCUGAGAACCGGCAGACGCAUCAGCCGACGGGCGAUUCGCCGCGGCCCCAGAGAAGGAAGAAGAAGAAGGCAAACCCCAAGGAGGCAAAGGAGUGA
Trypanosoma cruzi is the source of this 2094-nucleotide messenger RNA. RefSeq lists its product as uncharacterized. The record is from RefSeq and is a predicted model, not a curated record. The transcript has a single exon. Lineage: Eukaryota; Euglenozoa; Kinetoplastea; Trypanosomatida; Trypanosomatidae. Gene Ontology annotation, molecular function: snoRNA binding; protein binding. Gene Ontology annotation, cellular component: small-subunit processome. The coding region runs from base 1 to 2094 and encodes 697 amino acids.